ACUAGUUUGUUUAUGUUGAUAACCAAUGAAACGAAAAUAAUGAAUUCAUAAAAUGUCGUCAAUGUUCAGAUAUAAUCUUUUGAGGAGUGUUAAACCGUACAUUCCCUUCGUACCGCAACUCUCCAAAUCUAUGCUACGUGUCCUUAUUCAAGUUUCUGUGCACUUCAUUGAGACAAAAAAGUCGUCUUCCGAGGUGCUUUCACUUGCAAUAAACAAAGUAUCAAAUGCAGGUCAUAAAAUUCCCCCGAACUUUUGUGAACUCUUUACAAUGGUUUUCCUAAUGAUGCAAAUAUUUUUGAGAUAUCCAAAAGGCGUAGUCAAACAUCAUGAGCUGCGAAAGUGUUUAAUGGAUGAUUUGAACUUUACAGAAGAAUACGUUGAUGAUAUAUGCAAAGUUCUCCUUAACCAUCGUGAAAUUCUGUGUAAAAACUUUUCCGAAACGAAAAUGGACCGUCCCAAGAUUUCAAAGAUGCAGUGGAGAAUUAACAUAUCUUUAUCUCUAAACACUGUUCACAUGGAUGAGCCAACUAUAGUUCUUCACUUUAAACUUCAAAACAAAGAAUUUAGAACUCUGGAAUUACCGUUAUCAAUGUUUCAACAAGUACGCUACAACAUCGCCUUGCUCUUAAACGAAUUGCAGGCAUUGCAAACCCGAUCUGUUUUAAAAUAAAUCCAUACAUAGACUAA
This is a messenger RNA of Drosophila serrata, 687 nucleotides long. RefSeq names its product COMM domain containing 5 Like Sm protein 4 (gene LSm-4). Gene Ontology annotation, cellular component: nucleus. Lineage: Eukaryota; Metazoa; Arthropoda; Insecta; Diptera; Drosophilidae. The record is from RefSeq and is a predicted model, not a curated record.